Messenger RNA from Exophiala spinifera, 813 nucleotides. RefSeq names its product pyridoxamine 5'-phosphate oxidase. Gene Ontology annotation, molecular function: FMN binding; pyridoxamine phosphate oxidase activity. The transcript is spliced from 2 exons. Lineage: Eukaryota; Fungi; Ascomycota; Eurotiomycetes; Chaetothyriales; Herpotrichiellaceae. Gene Ontology annotation, biological process: pyridoxine biosynthetic process. The record is from RefSeq and is a predicted model, not a curated record. Bases 1 to 813 code for a protein of 270 amino acids.
AUGGCGACCAAAGCAGACGCCGGUGAGUCUCGGCCUCCGCAGAACCAUAACAAAUUGAUAUUCGCACCGGGCGAAGCACCAGCACUGCCGGACCCUGGUUCAACGUCCACGCCCGCGCCGUCGCAGGCUGCUCAAUUCUCUUUGUCGCGCCUGCACCGCUCCGACCUCUCCAGCGACCCGUUCCUCCAGUUCCACAGCUGGUUCACGCAUGCGCAACUGCGAGGCAGCGUGCCGGAGACGGUGACGCUCUCGACGGCGUCGUUGCCCUCUGGCCGCGUGAGCUCGCGCGUCGUGUACCUCAAGGAACUCGACGAGCGCGGGUUCGUCAUCUACUCCAACUUCGGCACGAGCCGGAAGGCGGCCGACCUCGCGACCAACCCCCACGCCAGCCUGUGUUUCUGGUGGAAGCCGCUGGAACGCCAGGUGCGCGUCGAGGGCGUGUGCGAGCGCCUCACCCCGGAGGAGAGCCAGGUCUACUUCGACACCAGGGCCCGGGGGAGCAGGAUCGGAGCGUGGGCGAGUCAGCAGACGAGUGUGCUCAAACCGCUGCCGUCUCGACGGGAGGGGGAGCAGAACGACGACGACGACGACAACGACGGUAGGCUCGAGUUGGAAAAUAGGGUCGAGGAAGUUUCGCGCCGGUUCGAAGGCCAAGAACAGAUCCCCGUGCCGCCGUUCUGGGGCGGCUUGAGGAUCAUUCCCGACGUGAUCGAGUUCUGGCAAGGGAGGGAGAGCAGGCUACACGACCGGUUCGUCUACACUAGACAAGCACGAGAUGGCGGCGAGUGGAAGAUUGAGAGAUUGAGUCCGUGA